Molecule: messenger RNA, 2022 nt
Organism: Hermetia illucens (black soldier fly)
Lineage: Eukaryota; Metazoa; Arthropoda; Insecta; Diptera; Stratiomyidae
Product: UPF0472 protein C16orf72 homolog
Exons: 5
Coding region: 506-1189 (227 amino acids)
Source: RefSeq, a predicted model, not a curated record
AUGACAGUGCAUAAGCUUUCAAAAUGGCGUUUAGAAUCAUUGUCUGGAAUUCGAUCUUCUGAGUGAAGUGUUUUGUGACUGCUGGUUGGAUCGUGAUCGCAUCCUCAGGAUUGAUUCAAAUUCCACGUUAAUUGCAGUACAGGAGGUUGCGUGUGAAGGUUCUCGCUUCGGUGCAAUUCAAGUGCUGGAAGCUCGUCAGCAGAAAGUGGAAGGAAAACGUCAAUAGCGUGAAAACUUUUUUCGUCGUAUCAAUUCUCCUCGCCAGAGGAUGGUGGCCGUCAUUUUUACUGUUGCAAAGGCCACGGAUUAUUCAGUAACGGUGCGGUGUGGUCGCGUUUGUGCGUGAACUAUGCUCUGGUCGCAAAUCGCAGCAAUUGAAUUCAAUCGAACCCACGACAAAUCAAGGACUUCCACUAUCCGCUCUGAACUCUCGACGCUCGUGUGAACUUUUUCUUUUGUCAACCAAAAUAGAACUUUGAAGGGAAACGACAACAACAACGGCAAAAUGCAAUCGGACGAGGAGAGCUGCUUCGAGGAGAAGUGCCUGGAGGCGAUCAACUCGCAGCAAGACCUCGAGAUAGAGUUCGUGGCGCAGCGAGACACGGCCGCCAGGAACAUUUGGAGCGCCUUCCAGGACUCUGCGACGUCCAUCGCCCAGUUGUAUCGCGAGCGCUGCGCGUACAAUGAAAGCGACACGGCGGCUCUAUGGUUGCCAUUUCAAACAGCAGCAGGUACUGUUACUACAUUAUAUAAAGAAUCAUGUGAAGGUAUCAAGAAAACUAGCGAUGUAGCCGUACAAUACGGGUACCAAAGACGGACUAGAGAAAUUGCUGAUUGGGCGCGCAGUAAAAGAAGGCGUUACAUACGUCGAGAAGAUUUACUUGCGUAUUUAGCUGGUAAGCCGCCACCACCUCUACAUGUCACACGGGUUUCUCAGUUACGUUUAUCGCCAAAGCCAGAAUCACCACUUAACAGUAGUAACCAAUUUUUAGUCGGACCAAAUCAAAUGCCUGCUGAACCGACAGAUCUUCACACGUUCAAAGAAGCAUUAGUCAGAAGACCGAGGGGCCCCGAACUCUACGCAUUUGUAGCUAGUGAAAUAGCUCGAAACUGUAAACGUCCAGCCAGUCCCCUAGAUGUUAAUAUGGAUGUUCAAAAUCUUAGCAAUAAGCGACAACGUUACAUGUAGAAUUCACUCAUCAGAAUGAUUUAUAAAAUAACUAUGAAUAGGCGUGAGGAAAUAGUAAGGAAAAGUCACUGGAAACCCGAGCAUCCCACAUGAGAAAAUCUUCAAACCUGUUUGGAUGGAAACUUUUCAAGAUACUCCCGGUCAUCUGAAAUUUCAAAAAUUAAUAAAACAACGUAGAUUAAAGAUGUUUCAAUUGAAAGCGAAUUAAACUGUGAGCAAUAGCAUAUGAAAGAUCCUUUUUUUAAAUUCAUCGGUUUUCAUGAAUCUUAGAGUCAUAAAUUCAAUACGAGUACAUUUUUCUUCUAGGUAUUAUCUUUCUUUGCUUAAGUGUAUCGCAAAACAGCGGAAAGUUAUAUAUAUCUAUAUAUAUAUAUUUAUACAUAUAUAUCGAUGAACAAGACCCUAAACGUUUAGAGGAUAAUGUAAAAAGGAUUAAAUUUAGCAAUACAUAGGUAAAAGUAAUGAUGAUAAUGAUAAGCGUAAACCAAUAAUAUCAAAUCGCACUGUAAUUAAUAAUUAUGAGAACAAUAAUGCAUAGACAGAGACAGACACACUUUUUAUAAUUUAUCAGCUGAAUUGUUCUUUCCAUACUCAUACAUAUACGUACGCCUUUCCAUUUCGUCUCUUUAUGUAUCAUUUUCUAUUUUCAUAAAUUUUAUCUUCUUGUUAAAGUCUAUUAUUUCAAAUUGAUGCUGUUAAUAGUUUGCAAAUUAAAUUGAUGUCCUCGAACGUUGUUUAAUAAUUUAUUUAGUAGUAAUCAUAUUUUUUGGCAAAAGUAGGAAUUGAAUCUAUAAGUAGAGCGAACUGUGUCUUCAAUAAAACAUUAUCAUGAU